Molecule: messenger RNA, 2008 nt
Organism: Rhinichthys klamathensis goyatoka
Lineage: Eukaryota; Metazoa; Chordata; Actinopteri; Cypriniformes; Leuciscidae
Gene: ugp2a
Product: UDP-glucose pyrophosphorylase 2a
Exons: 10
Coding region: 363-1886 (507 amino acids)
Biological process (GO): UDP-alpha-D-glucose metabolic process; glycogen metabolic process
Cellular component (GO): cytoplasm
Molecular function (GO): UTP:glucose-1-phosphate uridylyltransferase activity
Source: RefSeq, a predicted model, not a curated record
CUAUCUCUCUCUCUUUGCGCAUCUCCUUCAGCGGUUCGGUCUUUGCAGCAGUGCGUUACAAAGCCCUGAUCGGGUGUCCUGAGCAUGACAGUCGGUGAAUGUGUCUGAAAUCUCAUCUGAUCAGGCUGUACAGAGGUUUCGCUUCGAGUUCGGAUGCUGCACUGUUUUGAACACUUUGUAGCUUUUCUGAGGUUCUCACAGCAUCUUGUUACUGCUACAUUGAGGCUGUUGUAGUUUUAUGUAGUGUAAUAGAAGGAACCGUACAACAGUUGAUGAUUUGGACCUUUCUAGACUGGUGAAAUCCAUUCAGGAUUUAUACUGUUUUUUUUUUUUAAUCUGGGAGUUGUCAGAAGUUCUUGAACAUGUCUUUUGUUGCUGAUCUGUAUAGAAGCAGCUCUAAUGCAGGUAUGGCGGAGUUUCAGGAGAAGCUGAGAUUGCAGCAUGAGAACUCCAUGCACACAGAGCUGGAGAAGCUCCUGACCACCGCCAAGACACCGGAGGCCGAGAUCUCCAGGAAGGACUUUGAGGGCUUCAAGAAGCUCUUUCACCGUUUCCUUCAGGAGAAGGGACCGUCUGUUGACUGGGCCAAGAUCCAGAGACCACCCGAAGACUCGAUCCAGCCCUAUGAGAAGAUCAAGUUGAAGGGUCUUCCUGCCGAUGUGGCUUCCAGCCUUAAUAAACUGGCUGUGGUGAAGCUCAAUGGAGGUUUGGGGACCAGCAUGGGCUGCAAAGGACCCAAAAGUCUCAUCAGCGUCCGGAAUGAAAACACUUUCCUGGAUCUGACUGUACAGCAGAUUGAGCAUCUAAAUAAGUCGUAUAAUGCAGACGUGCCCCUGGUGCUGAUGAAUUCCUUCAACACAGAUGAGGACACUAAGAAGAUCUUGCAGAAGUACACACAUCACCGUGUCAAGAUACACACCUUCAACCAGAGCAGGUAUCCCAGGAUCAAUAAGGAGUCUUUGUUACCAGUGGCCACUAACAUAGGCCUGACGGGUGAGAAUGAAGAAGCCUGGUACCCGCCCGGGCACGGAGACAUCUACGCCAGCUUUUACAACUCCGGCCUGCUGGACAAGCUCAUCGCUGAAGGGAAAGAGUACAUUUUUGUGUCCAACAUUGAUAACCUGGGCGCCACGGUGGACCUGCACAUCUUGAACCACCUGGUGAGCCAGGCCAGCGGCAAACGCUGCGAAUUCGUCAUGGAGGUCACCGAUAAGACACGAGCUGAUGUGAAGGGUGGGACGCUGACGCAGUAUGACGGGAAACUCAGACUGCUGGAGAUCGCUCAGGUGCCCAAAGCUCACGUAGACGAGUUUAAAUCCGUCACCAAGUUCAAGAUCUUCAACACCAACAACUUGUGGAUCAGCCUGCCGGCCAUUAAAAGGCUUCACGAAAAGAACGCAAUGGACAUGGAGAUCAUUGUUAACCCUAAGACUUUAGAUGGCGGUCUGAAUGUCAUUCAGUUGGAGACGGCUGUGGGCUCUGCCAUGAAGAGCUUCGACCACGCGCUGGGCAUCAACGUGCCCCGCAGCCGCUUUCUCCCCGUCAAAACCACCUCUGACCUCCUGCUGGUCAUGUCUAACCUGUACAGCAUGGACGCGGGCUCUCUGACCAUGAGCCCCAAGAGAGAGUUCCCCUCAACACCUCACGUCAAACUGGGCAGCUCCUUCACCAAGGUUCGAGACUUCCUGAAAAGGUUUGAGAGCAUCCCAGACAUGCUGGAACUGGAUCACCUCACUGUAUCAGGGGACGUUACCUUCGGAAAACAAGUCACGGUCAAGGGAACGGUUAUCAUUAUUGCCAAUCAUGGAGACAGGAUUGACAUCCCGGCUGGAGCGAUGCUAGAGAACAAGAUCGUUUCAGGAAACCUGCGCAUCCUGGACCACUGAGGCCUUCACAACCACAUUUCACCUGGACAUUUCUAUGUGUAUGUGUGGAAAUGUGUGUCAGAUUUGAGUGUGACCGAAAAAGCCGUCUAUCUGAUUACUAUUAAAUUCCCAUAAGAAAACAA